This is a messenger RNA of Effrenium voratum, 492 nucleotides long. The record is from the annotation of a GenBank genome assembly. Lineage: Eukaryota; Dinophyceae; Suessiales; Symbiodiniaceae.
AUGCUCCGAAACUUGCCCAACAAGUACAACCAGCAGAUGCUGCUCGAAGAGCUCAACUCGUCAGGUUUCCUCGGCACCUUUGAUUUCCUGUACCUGCCCAUCGACCCAGAGACCAACGCGAACCGGGGCUACUGCUUUAUCAACUUCACGGACCCCAGUUGUGCGUGGACCUUGAAGCUCACCUAUGAGGGCCGGAAGAUGGGAAGGUUCAACUCCGACAAGGUGGUGUCUGUGGCCCCGGCGGCUUUGCAAGGUUUCGAGGCGAACUAUGCCCACUACUCCACGGCACGCGUCAACCGCGGCGACCCCUCGACGCGGCCGCUCUUCCUGCGCGAGGCGGCGGUCUCGGGACAAGAGGCGCCUCCCAGACGAAGAGGCGGCAGGAGAAGCCAGGGCAGCCUCAUCGACAUUGCUGCGCGGCAGCAGAAGAAGACCCAGGGGCAGGCGCUUUGCGGGCGGUACGCGGGGUCCGCAUACUUGCUGGUGCGAUAG